Gongylonema pulchrum is the source of this 360-nucleotide messenger RNA. The record is from the annotation of a GenBank genome assembly. NCBI's taxonomy places the organism in Eukaryota, Metazoa, Nematoda, Chromadorea, Rhabditida, Gongylonematidae.
UUGCUUCUCCUCGGAUUUUCAGCUGCUCGCUUCAUUAAGCUCUUUUUUUUUCAGACAUUUGAGCGAGUUGUUGUGCAGAAUAUAUUGCAUGGGCUUAGCCCAUCUCUUUCUGAUGCUAUUGGUUCCGUUUCGCGGUGGAGGUUCGUUCGCGCAGCUUUCCCUCAUAUUGUUCAGUGCUGCGCAUCGCUGCUCUCGGAAGCCGCUGGACGCGAAGAUGCACCGAUGAGCGGGUCAUUGGUCAAAAUGCUUUAUAUUCUGCACUGGCUUCUGCUCGACUCUGCCAACGAGUGCUGCGACAUAGACAGUGGCAAGAAUUCUUGCAACGACAUAACACCGAAGGUAAAUAUUUCUAUUCAAUAA